This is a messenger RNA of Hippocampus zosterae (dwarf seahorse), 2473 nucleotides long. It is a transcript of the gene cbsa, whose product is annotated as cystathionine beta-synthase a. The coding region runs from base 180 to 1916 and encodes 578 amino acids. Gene Ontology annotation, cellular component: cytoplasm. Gene Ontology annotation, molecular function: cysteine synthase activity; cystathionine beta-synthase activity. The record is from RefSeq and is a predicted model, not a curated record. NCBI's taxonomy places the organism in Eukaryota, Metazoa, Chordata, Actinopteri, Syngnathiformes, Syngnathidae. The transcript is spliced from 15 exons.
GCGAGCAUCUUGACGAUUUCCCAAAGUGUAAGCAUCAAAUCUGCACGCUUCAACACGGAAGCUGCAGAUCGGACGUUUCUAACUGCGCAGUCCGGGCACAGCAUCUCCAGUCUCUUGCGCUUGUCUCGACUCUUUGUCCAGUUUUUUUGCGACCACGUUUGAAUUAUUAAUAGCAAGCCAUGCCGUCAGUUCCCUUGUCCAAAGAGGCCCCUCUCCAAAGCCCCAAAUGCCCCCACACCGCCAAGCUACUUCACCAACCCAACGGUGAAUUAACACGACGUGAGCUCCCGCUUAAGGGGCUUGACAGUGCGCCGACGGCGGAGGAUAAGGCAGAGCCGAACGUUGGCAUUCAGAGGAAAUGGAUCCGCCCGGACCUCCCUAGCCGCUGCAAGUGGAGCCUUGGGGCCUCACAGGCAGAAUCCCCUCACGCUCAAAUCCCACGAACGCCCGCGCCUGCCAUCCUUCCGAACAUUUUGCACAGGAUCGGUGACACUCCCCUGGUGCGGAUCAACAAAAUCCCAAAAGCAUUUGGACUCAAAUGUGAAAUAUUGGCCAAGUGUGAGUUCUUCAAUGCGGGCGGCAGUGUCAAAGACAGGAUCAGUCUGCGCAUGGUGGAGGACGCAGAGAGAGCGGGUGUCCUCAAACCAGGAGACACCAUUAUCGAGCCCACCUCUGGGAACACUGGCAUUGGAUUGGCUCUGGCCGCAGCCGUGAAAGGUUACCGCUGCAUCAUCGUCAUGCCGGAGAAAAUGAGCAUGGAGAAGGUGGAUGUCCUAAGAGCACUCGGAGCCGAAAUUGUGCGCACGCCGACCAGCGCUCGCUUUGACUCCCCCGAAUCCCACGUGGGAGUUGCCUGGCGCCUGAAAAACGAGAUCCCCAACUCCCACAUCCUGGAUCAGUACCGCAACCCGAGCAACCCACUGGCUCACUACGACACCACAGCUGAAGAAAUCCUGGAGCAGUGCGACGGUAAACUGGACAUGCUGGUGGCAGGAGCUGGCACCGGAGGAACCAUUACAGGCAUUGCCCGCAAACUAAAGGAACGUUGCCCCAACAUCAAGAUUGUUUGUGUGGACCCAUUAGGCUCUUGCCUCGCAGAGCCAGAAGAACUGAACAAGACGGAUCAGACCCAGUACGAGGUGGAGGGCAUCGGCUAUGACUUCAUUCCUACCGUACUCGACAGAUCGGUUAUUGAUAGCUGGUAUAAGUCCAAUGACGAGGAGUCCUUCAAUAUGUCUCGAAUGCUGAUUAGGGAUGAGGGCUUGCUGUGCGGGGGGAGCUCUGGCACCGCCAUGGCAGCUGCUGUCAUUGUUGCCAAAGAAUUGAAAGAAGGACAGCGCUGCGUGGUCAUCCUUCCAGACUCCGUCCGAAACUACAUGUCCAAAUUCCUGAGCGACAAAUGGAUGGUGCAGAAGGGCUUCCUGAGCGAGGAGGAACUCAUGGUGAAAAAACCCUGGUGGUGGAACCUACACGUGCAACAUUUGAACCUGUGUGCACCUCUCACUGUCUUGCCAACUGUAAGCUGCCAGAGGACAAUCCAAAUCUUGAAAGAGAAGGGCUUUGACCAGGCGCCCGUGGUGGAUGAGUCCGGGGUCAUCUUGGGUAUGGUGACUUUGGGGAACAUGCUGGCUUCUAUACUUGCAGGGAAGAUCAAGCUGUCAGAUCCGGUUAGCAAAGUGCUCUACAAGCAGUUCAAACAGAUCCGCCUGUUGGACAACUUGGGAAAGUUGUCCCGAAUUCUGGAAAUAGAUCACUUUGCCCUGGUGGUUCAUGAGCAGAUCCAGUACUUGGCAGACGGCUCUCCCAGUUUAAAGCAGAUGGUCUUUGGGGUUGUAACCGCUGUCGACCUGCUCAACUGUGUCACAGGCCGUGAGCGGCGGGAGCGUUCUUUCUCCGAUUCAACGGACGAGAUGUGACUGUGAAUGAUGCAGAGCAGUACUUGUACAGUUCUUCCAGCGUCAUCAUGCAUUACAGACAUGUUGAGUUAAUUUUUUUCUCAAGUAUGAUUUUUAAAAAAAAGGUGAGUAUCGGGAGUCACUUUUCUAUGUACGUAAACGUUAAAUGUUGAAAAUGUUACUUCAUUCAUAUAACUUGACGAUGGAUCUUUUUUUUCAAGAAAUUGAUUGUUAAGAAGUAAAUCUGCUUGCUGUGCAUAAAGAGUUGUUUGUUCUAGUAGAAAGCUUUUGUUUAUUAUUGUAAAUGGUUGAGACUUUGGUUUGAGAAAAGGGAUAUAAGAAUGAAGACCAAGACGGUUACCAAAACUUAUAUUUAAUGUUGAUAUUCAUUUCUAGUUACAGUGCAUGCGUUUGCUGCUUCUGCGUGGAUGCAAAACAUUUAUUUUGGGUAUCCUAAAGGAGGUAUUUUUGCGUUCAACACAUUGCCACUAGUUUCGAGGUGUCGGAGGAGAAAGUUGUUUUUAUUGACUUGUUGUAAUGUAAUUCAUGUUGAUGGUUCAAUAAAGAUGGUGCACUCA